AUGGCCGACUCCACCCCCAACGUCGCCGCGCUCCGGCCCAUCGAACUCCAAAAUGCCUGGCAGGUCGACCAGGCCAUCGUCACCGAAACCGAGCGCGUCGUCAUCAUCCGCUUCGGCAAGCACACCGACCCGGACUGCAUGGUCCAGGACAAGAUCCUGUGCAGUAUUACGCCCAUCGUCAUGAAGUUUGCCACCAUCUACUGCUGCGACAACCAGCAGGUGCCCGACUUUAACAAAAUGUACGAGCUCUACGACGCCUGCACCAUGAUGUUCUUCUGGCGCAACAAACACAUGAUGAUUGAUCUCGGCACCGGCAACAACAACAAAAUCAACUUUGUCAUUGAAGACAAGCAGGAACUCAUCGACAUCAUCGAGGUCGUCUACCGCGGCGGCAAGAAGGGACGUGGUCUGGUCAAUGCGCCCAAAGACUACUCGACACGCCACCAGUACUAG
Messenger RNA from Sporothrix brasiliensis 5110, 453 nucleotides. RefSeq names its product U5 snRNP protein, DIM1 family. The transcript is spliced from 2 exons. Lineage: Eukaryota; Fungi; Ascomycota; Sordariomycetes; Ophiostomatales; Ophiostomataceae. Gene Ontology annotation, cellular component: U5 snRNP; spliceosomal complex; U4/U6 x U5 tri-snRNP complex. The record is from RefSeq and is a predicted model, not a curated record. Gene Ontology annotation, biological process: mRNA splicing, via spliceosome. Bases 1 to 453 code for a protein of 150 amino acids.